Messenger RNA from Belonocnema kinseyi, 1951 nucleotides. It is a transcript of the gene Cog8, whose product is annotated as conserved oligomeric Golgi complex subunit 8. NCBI's taxonomy places the organism in Eukaryota, Metazoa, Arthropoda, Insecta, Hymenoptera, Cynipidae. Gene Ontology annotation, cellular component: COG complex. The record is from RefSeq and is a predicted model, not a curated record. Gene Ontology annotation, biological process: intra-Golgi vesicle-mediated transport. The coding region runs from base 137 to 1885 and encodes 582 amino acids. The transcript has 9 exons.
CUUUGAUAUAACCUCAAAACUUUGACAGAUGCAGAUGUAAAUAGUUUCCCAGGAUAAAGGAUUUAACCGAAAUAUGUUUGAAAAAAGUUUUUCCAAAUAGUAUAAUGUUUAAUUAAGAAUAUCAGUGAGGAUUAAAAUGGAUAUCGAAACUGAAAAAGUUAUAGAAUUGGUAUUUCCAGAAGGAAUUCCAGAAUCGUGGAAAGAGAAUCCAGAUUUUUAUCAGUAUUUGUCAAAGCUCGGAGCUUUUGAUAUUGAUCAGUUGAAUAAAGAACCGGAUCAUUUAGUGGAUGAGAAAAAUGCAGUCUUGCAAAAUACCCAGGAACUCGUAUUUGCUAAUUAUAAAACUUUUAUCCAAACAGCGGAGAAUUCGCGGGAAAUAUUCAAACAGUUCAACGAAACAGAAACGAGAUUAAACGUUCUCAUAAAAGAUAUUCCCCAAUUUAUGGAAAAAUGUCAGUCUUUUUGCGAUGCAUCCAAAGAUAUAAAUUCCCAUCGCAGACUCAACAGUUUGACUUUAACAAGAAAUGCAGAACUUCUCGAAAUUUUGGAAAUGCCCCAACUUAUGGAAUCUUGUCUAAGAAGCAACCAGUACAACGAGGCUUUAGAAUUGUCUCAAUACGCAAGACAGUUGGGCGCCAAACACGGUGACAUCCCCAUUAUUUCUUCUAUUGUAGCCGAAAUAGAAAAUAGUUGGUCGAGUAUGGUUGGUCAGGUUGUUGGUUCCUUGAGAGGAGAUUUACCUCUUCCCCGAUGUCUUCAAUUGGUCGGUUUAUUGCGUUCAAUGGAUGCUUUCACGGAAUCUGAACUCAGGAUUAAGUUUCUUCAGGCGAGGGACAGUUGGCUUCAAGGAUUACUUUCCGCAAUUCCAAAAGAAGAUCCAAACGCCCAUUUGACAAAAACGAUCGAACUCUCGAGAAUUCAUUUAUUUAAUAUUAUAACACAAUAUCGGGCAAUGUUUAGCGAUCAGGAUCACAUAACUCUUGGCAGAGAUACUUCCAUAAAUGAAUCCGCAAUUUUCUAUCACUGGCUCGAAGAAAAAAUUUCACAAUUUCUCGCAACACUUGAACAAGAUUUGCCGGGCGUUACUUCUGUGGAUUCGAUUUUGGGCCAGUGCACCUAUUUUGCGCUUUCCUUUGGAAGAGUAGGUGCCGAUUUUACCGGGAGAAUGUCGGAAAUAUUCGUUAAAAUCAUCGGAGAAAAGAUGGAGGCAAAUAUUCGAAAAACGACGAAGAGGUUUGAAAAAGAUAUGGAGACUUUCACGCUGAUUAAUAAAUUGCAGAGAGCUGACGUCAAAAUGGAAAAUAUUCUUCAGUCCGAAAAUCCUCCCGAGCAAUUGCUGGAAUUUUAUCCUCUCGCCGAAUAUUGCAAUGGAUUGAUUGCAACUUUCAAUGAAUUUAGACUUUGUGCUCCUGUUGCGCUUUCGCAAAAUUUUACAAAACUCUUACAAGAGUCACUUUCUUCUGUUGCAAAAGCUAUGCUAUUUUUUUACAAACAAGAACAACAGGCAUUCACAGCUGCCGAAAGGGAAAACAUGCUGAAAUUCGUGGAAUGUUUGAGUGAACAAUUAAUUCCCUACGUUCAGUUUUGCAUCCGCGCACUUUUUCCCUCAAAUCAAAUAUCAACGCACCUGGAAAUUUCACCUGUCCAGUCGCAAAAAGAGGGAGUGACCUUCUUGAACCACAAAAUAAUCCUGGAACCUCUCUCAGCAUUGCUGCCAAUUCGCGACAUUCCGAAAGAUUCUUUUCUCCAUGAAUUCUCAGCUGCCGAGAAUGUCAAACCGACACUCGAAAUCCCCAAGAGCGAAAACGUAUCAAGCGCUAAAUUGGAGAUGGAAUCGACUGGGAAAAAUCAAGAUGAAAACGCCUCCAAUAAAAGUGACGAAUGAAUUUUAAUAUGUAUAUAUAUAUAAUAUGUAUAUCGUGAAACUGCAAAUAAAAGAGAAUGGGCACAA